UGCUUCCCAAGCAAAUCCUGCCUGUUCCCUUUGAAAAACUCAUAAAAAGGACUGACAAAAAUCUGCUGUAUGUCUUUGGGUUUUCUUGUUCUUUAUCGUCUCAAAGCUAGUAAGUUUUUAUCAGGAAUGGACUCCCAAAAAGGUCAGGUUCAACUGCAACAACCUUCUUCUACUAUAACCCCACCAAUAACUUCUUGUCGAAAAAAGAAGUCAGACGAUGCUAAUUUCUUGGAGGAUUUAAGGGACCAUAUUGAUGAGUUCAUUCAUGCGUCCAUGGAUGAACAUAAAACUUGUUUUAAGAAGACCAUGCAAAAGAUGUUUGGAAUGUCAAAGAUUGUUGCAGAAAGGAGUUCAGAACCAAAAGAAGUCGAAAGUAUUCUGCCCCUUCGGACAACUGUAGCUGAUUAGAAUAUUUGACAUCCUUUUUCUGAUCAGAGGAACAUAAAUAUAUAUAUUUUGUUAUCAAUUUUCUAUUUGACAA
Messenger RNA from Telopea speciosissima, 481 nucleotides. RefSeq lists its product as uncharacterized. Bases 70 to 408 code for a protein of 112 amino acids. The record is from RefSeq and is a predicted model, not a curated record. NCBI's taxonomy places the organism in Eukaryota, Viridiplantae, Streptophyta, Magnoliopsida, Proteales, Proteaceae. The transcript has 4 exons.